Molecule: messenger RNA, 2289 nt
Organism: Exophiala spinifera
Lineage: Eukaryota; Fungi; Ascomycota; Eurotiomycetes; Chaetothyriales; Herpotrichiellaceae
Exons: 2
Coding region: 1-2289 (762 amino acids)
Biological process (GO): DNA-templated transcription; regulation of DNA-templated transcription
Molecular function (GO): DNA-binding transcription factor activity, RNA polymerase II-specific; DNA binding; zinc ion binding
Source: RefSeq, a predicted model, not a curated record
AUGGAAUCUUCGGUGCCAGACGAGCCCGCCUCGCGGUCGACCCAAGAUGUCCCGAUUGUCGAUGACUCGAAACGACCUCCUGUGCCUCGCCUGAAUCCACGAAGUUGCAUCACCUGUCGGCGACGAAAAGUCCGGUGUAACAAGCAGGAUCCAUGCGCAAACUGUGUAAGAGCUGGGAUAGAAUGUAUAUUCCCUGCGCCGGGCAGGGCACCCCGAAAAUCCAGGAAGCCACCAGAUGCCGAGCUCCUGGCACGGCUGAAGAGACUGGAAGGCGUCGUCAACAGCCUGGGUGCUCAGGUAGAUGAGCAUGGCAUUGUCUCGCCGACUGUGGCAGGGACGGCAGACAUUCGUGCCCGCUCGUUCGCUGAUACUCGCGUCGCCGACUCGCCAAGCUCGGAGCGCUCAGAUUCCAAAAGACAGUCGAUCGAUAAGAGCUUAGGUCGGUUGGUGAUAAACGAGGAUCGCAGCAGAUACGUCAGCAAUACAUUCUGGACAGGCAUGAGUGAGGAGAUCGCCGAGAUGCAGGACUUGCUGGAUCUGUCCACAACCGAUGAGGAGGACGAAAGCAACUCGCCUGUGCAGGACCGCCAGACUGGGAGCCAUCAAGGCUUCCUCUUUGGCUACUCCUCCAUCAAGCUCGAUUUGAGAGAGUUGCACCCGAGUCCCAGCCAGAUAUUCAUCCUGUGGGAAGUCUUCAAGGAGAAUGUCGACCCGGUGGUGCGCAUGCUUCAUCGCCCAACCGCCAGAACCAUUUUGAUGAAUGCGGCGAGCAGUCUUGAUCGAGUGUCAAGACCUGCGGAAGCCUUGUUGUUUUCCAUAUACUACGGGGCAGUGGUGAGCAUGACCCAUGAACAGUGCCGACAACUAUUGGACGAGGAUAAGGAAUUGCUACUCAAGAGAUACCGCUUCGCGACAGAACAGGCCUUGGCUCGGGCGGACUUCCUUAACAGCUCGAGUCUGAUGUGUCUGCAGGCAUUUGCUUUCUUUCUGGUGUUUGUGAGGCACGUUGACGAGUCUCGUUCAGUAUGGGCUCUGGGAGGCCUUGCAAUUCAUUUGGCGCAAUCACUGGGCAUCCACCGCGACGGGACCAAUUUCGGACUCAGCCCCUUCGACACAGAGAUGAGACGACGAUUAUGGUGGCACCUGUCUCUCAUGGAUAACAGAGCUGCGGAGGAUCACGGCACAGACCCUACCUUCAGCGAACAAUUUUACGAUACCAAACUUCCCAUGAACUACAAUGAUGAUGACAUCUAUCCGGGCAUGAAAGAGUACCCGCCCGAAAGACAGACUGCUACUGAAAUGACCUUCUGCCUGAUCCGCUCGGAGCUCAGCAUCUUGCCACGGCGGCUCAAUUUCACCGCUCCGGGUGCAAUGCCUGGUCAGACGCAAGAGAUGACCCUGGAGCAGAAAGAAAAGAUGAUCGACGAAUGUCAUCGGCAUUUGGAGGAGAAGUAUCUUCAUUACUGCGACCCCAACGUGCCCAUACAUUGGGUCGCGGCCACAGUGGCGCGACUCAUUCUAGCUAAGAUGUGGCUAUCCAUCCACCACCCGCGCUCGUUUGGCUCACCGACAGGCGACGCAUUGUUGCCGCAGGAAGUCCGGGAUCGUGUCUUCAUCACAUCCGUAGAGGUGCUUGAGUUCACGCAUUUACUGGAGCAGAACGAAAAGACGGCCAAAUGGGGUUGGUUCUUCCGUACUUACAUGCAAUGGCAAUCGGUGGCAUUUGCGCUGUCGGAAAUUUGUGCCAGACCACCUGGCCCUGAGGUUGACCGAGCAUGGAGGGCGGUUGAAGCAGUAUACGACGAGAGAGUCAUCAAGAACUCCAAGUUCCAGAGGGGCAUGUUAUGGAAACCACUGCGGCAUCUGAUGGCCAGAGCCCAAGAGCUAAGAAAGGCUCAACAGGCCGCUCGGGCGGCAGAAAAUGAUACCUUCUUCAGAGACGUAGGAAGCUCAACAACAGUGGAAACGUUUACACAGGACUAUCCCGACAACGUGGUUUCCCUCACGUUGGAUGCAUUCAGCAUGGGGCUUGACGAGCCCUUUUCGGCAGAUGUGCCAGUGCAGCCGAUGACUUCGGGUUCGCCCCAAGGUACAACGGCCAUGCAUGCAACAGCUGCUGGGACCUUCUCACAGGAUGGGUCCAGUGAUACGAGUUUGACGCCUGGACAAUUGUCGCUUUCCACUAAUGAAAUUCUGAAGUUUGGGUGGUCUCCUUCGUUGGGCGAUUUCGCAGGCCGCCAGGAGCCAUUUCAACGCUUUUUUAUGAAUGUCCAGGAAGAAUGGUUCUGA